CUCAUAUGAAUUUGACAAACCCAAUUAGCCAUUCAAAGAUUCGCAAUAAGCAGAUCUUGACAGUGAGAGCUUUGUGAGAUUUGUGUGUAUUUGUAUUCGUUGAUCGAGCAUGAGAUGAGAUGAUUUUGGUGGGCAGAGAUCGAAUUGAGGCAUUUGUUUCCAUUUUCGUUACUUUUCUUCCUCACGAGCUCUCCGCAUUGCUUUACUCUUCCUCCACUUUUUUCUUUAUUUUGAGCGCAUACUUUGUGGUUCUUCCUUUACGUGAUGAAGGGGCUAUAUCUUUGGGAUUGGGGAAUCUCCCCAGCUUGUUUGUGGGAUCCUUGAUACUCACACUCUUUGCUGCCCCUCUUUCCACCUUAAUCUUUUCAUUGCCUAAUCUUUCCAAGUCAAAGGCUUUGGUCUUGAUACACAGGUUUUUUGGGGUCACACUUGUUGCGUUCUACAUCCUGUGGCUUUUUUCUACUCCUGGGAGUUCACCAUUUAAUAUCAAGGGACUGCUCUCUGUGUCCUCAACUUUAAAACAGGAGUUAAAAAUGGAGGUGAGUCACAUGAGUACUCCAAACUCGUCCAGUUGGAGCAACCAUGGGUGGUUCUACGUGUCAGUGAGAAUUGGCCUGUUUCUUUGGGUUGCUUUGCUUAAUCUUAUUACUAUAUCUUCAACUUGGGCUAGAGUUAUUGAUGUGAUGGAUAGUGAGUCAGGUUCAAGAUUGUUUGGGUUUAUUGGUGCUGGUGCUACACUAGGCCAGCUGUGUGGUUCGUUAUUUGCCACAGGAAUGGCUUGGUUAGGACCGUAUUUACUUCUUGUUUCAGCGGUUCUCAUGGAACUUGCUGCACAGUCAUCAAAAGGAAUCAAGAAAGACGUCUUACAACUUCCUGAAGAACUAUCUCCCAUCAGGGAAGCUGAUACCGAUCAAGCUGAAGAGGCCGAGAAUAUACCAGGGCUCACACAGAGAACAACUUCCCCAAAAUCUCCAGCUUCUGUAGCAAAGCCUCAGUUCUGGGCUAUAUUGGAUGGGCUAAAGCUCAUUCUUUCUUCGACUUACUUAUUGCACGUAUCAUUAUUCCUUUGGCUGAGUGCAGUUGUGUCCUCCUUUUUUUACUUUCAGAAAGUAACUGUUAUUGCUGCUGCAGUAACAGAUCCCACUGGUAGAAGAAGAUUAUUUGCACAGAUCAAUAGUUUUAUUGCUAUUUUUAUCCUUGCUGGACAGCUCACUUUGACGGGGGGCAUCCUUACUUUUGCUGGUGUUACUCUAGCCAUUUGCUCUGCACCUUUUGUUGCCUUCGUGAAUCUAAUUGCUUUAGCAGUAUGGCCCACAUGGAUUGCAGUGGCCAUCUCAGAAACCCUGAGGAAGGUGGUCACAUACGUCGUUACCAGGCCUGCAAGGGAGCUUCUUUUCACUGUUGUCUCACAGGACGAGAAGUAUAAAGCAAAGGUAUGCAUAGAUGUGAUUGUUCAAAGACUUGGGGAUGCUACAGCAGCUACAAUGUACAAGCUACUCUUCAGCACUCUCAGUGGCAAGGCAUCAGCUGUUUCUCUAUAUGCCCUGCCUGUCUGCUUGAUGUGGAUACUGACAGCAUUUUAUCUAGGACACCAAUACAGGCAACUAUCAGCGGAUCAUCCCUCUCAACCCGUUGAAACAUGUAGAAGAUACGGAACAUAAUGCCAAACACGAAAAGUUUUUGUAUCUUUCAGAACCUUAAUGGUAAAAAUACCUGCUUUUCCUCCUUUUCUUCUUUGGAUCAGGAAUGAAGCAUGAUCUCCCCU
This is a messenger RNA of Solanum verrucosum, 1765 nucleotides long. RefSeq lists its product as uncharacterized. The transcript is spliced from 13 exons. NCBI's taxonomy places the organism in Eukaryota, Viridiplantae, Streptophyta, Magnoliopsida, Solanales, Solanaceae. Bases 120 to 1661 code for a protein of 513 amino acids. Gene Ontology annotation, cellular component: membrane. The record is from RefSeq and is a predicted model, not a curated record. Gene Ontology annotation, biological process: nucleotide transport. Gene Ontology annotation, molecular function: ATP:ADP antiporter activity.